UCGAAUAGACGUAGACAAGUAGCAUUUUUUUCCGUCUUAUAAUCGAAUGAAAUGAUAUUUUUAAUACGAGUAGUUGAGUAUUAGUAACACAAAUUAUGAGGAGUGCUUUCGUCAUCGGGCUAGUACCGGAAUGUCGCUGGGGAGUCUCAAAUCGUGUCAUGCAUUUACCUCAAUUUCUCGGUUACUAAAGCUCUGUUCGCGAUUAUAUUGACGCCUUAGACGUUCUAGAAAAUUGCUCUACCACUUUAACUUGAGUUUCUGGUAACCUUUAGUGUCCCUUUAAGAAAACUCCAGCGCUGGUUCCCCAUGGAUGAGCCGAUUUGAAAUUUUUUUGUUGUUUUUUUUGCGGCAGAACACUCCCUAGAGGCCACGUAACAAGUUUCAGCGUAUUUGCUAGUUUGUUAUGCGGCCUGGUGAGGCGCCCUUUCAGAGAUUAUGUGUGGUCCUCCGCAGCACCUACUACCACAGGUUGGCGGUGACGACCAGCGAGAGGCCCCCUUCCUACGUGUCCGCCUGCCUCUUCUGGCUUCGUGAGGCGUUGCGCGCCGCGUUCCGGCGGGCCGCCAUCCCUCCGAGCACGGCGCCGCUGGGAGAGGAGUUGGAGUUGGAGCGCACGAUGCGUGCCGAACAGGUAUGCAGUGCUUCGUUCGAGCUCAGGUACCGUCCAGCUGAAAUCGGCGCUACGAAGCGGUUUACGGCACAAGCGAGCGCUUCAGCGACGUUUCGUGAACGCUACAGCGAUGAUUGAGGCAAGAGUGCGCGGCCGCUGCUCCUAUCGCAGCGCUCUCACCAGAGCGGGGUGCUUUAAAGAGUUCCCCGCUUCUUCCUGCCUCUUAUUUUCC
Messenger RNA from Dermacentor andersoni, 842 nucleotides. The record is from RefSeq and is a predicted model, not a curated record. NCBI's taxonomy places the organism in Eukaryota, Metazoa, Arthropoda, Arachnida, Ixodida, Ixodidae.